Bathycoccus prasinos is the source of this 786-nucleotide messenger RNA. RefSeq lists its product with no specific name. The record is from RefSeq and is a predicted model, not a curated record. NCBI's taxonomy places the organism in Eukaryota, Viridiplantae, Chlorophyta, Mamiellophyceae, Mamiellales, Bathycoccaceae. Bases 1 to 786 code for a protein of 261 amino acids. The transcript has a single exon.
AUGUCCUCCUCUUCCUCUUCAGCCUUCUUAAACUUCCUCUCGUUUACCGCGCAAAUUCCUCUCAACGAGGGCGAAGAUUUACGCUCCGCAGAAGCCAAAGGAUUUACAAAGACAAAGUUAAGUUCGACGGAAGAUUUAAAGCCUUCGUUCGACGGCUCGAAAUGUUUCUCGUACGCGUUGACAGUACCGAAAGGGACGACGCACGUCGGGGUGAUGGCGACAUCGUUUAGUGGGCGCGCGCUUAAAAUUAACGACGUGAAUGGGAACAUGUCCGUGGUUGAAUUAAUAUCCGAGGCGAAGAAUACGAUUAAAGUGACGUUACACAACAACGAAGGGGAGGUGGAAACGUCCUACGAAAUUCAAGUGAACGUGUCCGAAGAAGCGGCGAAGGACGGCGAAGUCGUCAUGAAGGAGAAAGAGGUGCCGAAAGAUACUAAAGCUGUUCACGCGCACUCGCACGACGGCGUGCCGUGCGAUAAGGACCACUCGAAAGACGGCGAGCACACGGGUCACGGGCAUUCGCAUCACGCGCACGGUCACGGGGAAGAAAAGAAAGAGGAACACGGCCACGGACACCACGGCCACUCACACGACGGCGUGCCGUGCGAUAAGGAUCACUCAAAAGACGGCGAGCACACGGGUCACGGGCAUUCGCAUCACGCGCACGGUCACGGGGAAGAAAAGAAAGAGGAACACGGCCACGGACACCACGGCCACUCACACGACGGCGUGCCGUGCGAUAAGGACCACUCGAAAGACGGCGAGCACACAGUCACGCGUUUUUGA